CGUAGUGUCGAGUCGCCCCCCUACUUGUUUCACGUGUACCAGGGCUCUCCGCAUCCGGCCAACUCCCCACGUACACGCGCAUCACUGCUUCGCGUCUCUCUACAGCUGCGUGAGCAAUCCUGUCCGUGAACGGAAUAGCAGAGACGCCGCUAUCCAUCAUGUCCAACAUCUUUGUCUACCCGAGGCAGAACGCACCUGCCCCAACAGAUGGCUCCAACAGCAACAACAACAACAAUAAUAACAGCGGCCCCACCAGUUCGCCGCUGCUUUUCUUCGUUGCCCUGGGUUUCGGUGUCGUCUUCACAAACUUAUGGAUUAUCGUUGGCGUCAAGUAUUGCUUCCGAUAUAAUCGCCGUCGCGCGGCCCAGGCUGCCGCAGAUGGCGAACCAAUUGACAUGACCAACAUGCCUCGCCCGCAUAGGAGGAGGAGGGAGAAGAAGCUGAUGACCAUGGACGAGGUCAACGAGCGAUUCCCACUGACAAAGUAUAAGCAAUGGAAGUCAAGUCGCGAGACCGAGGGUUUACCAGCCAACGGCGGCAUCGCGACUGCGCCCCAGAGCAGAGCAGCAAGCUUGAAGGAUGUCGAGGGCGUCAUUAGUGCGCAGGACGAAGGCCCAGGACCGAGAACCGACACUGCACUCUCAAUGGCUCGCAACGAUCUCAACGCCCCGAACUCCUCUACCCAGCCUGCAGCCUCCCCGAGAACGAGCAUGGAAAGCAAGAAGAGCCAGCACGUGCAGGACGCCGAGAAGCAAGCCGAGGUCAAGUUGGACACAGAGAAGACGGACAAGACUCAAGGGCAGAGUGCUACCCCACAAGCAAACGUGCGCGAGCGUGAGGACGAUUCAGAUGAUGAUGAAGAGGAUCCCAUACGCACUGCUGCUGCACCAGAAAUGUUGGCAGAGCCAGGAGACACAUGCGCCAUCUGCCUGGACACCUUGGAAGAUGACGACGAUGUACGCGGAUUGUCUUGUGGCCACGCCUUCCACGCCAGCUGUGUUGACCCAUGGCUGACGAGCCGCCGUGCCUGCUGCCCUCUCUGCAAAGCUGAUUACUACGUUCCGAAGCCUCGUCCCGAAGGCGAAGUCGAUCCUGUUACUGGUCGCCGUUCAGUCGCCGGUCUUCGGUCGCCACCGCAGGCCGUUUGGACGACUAGCAACCCCUUCUCUAGGUCUCGCGUCAUGGUCAUCAAUGCAGACUACCAGCAGCGACAAGGUGUUGACCGGUUCGGGCGGUUGAAUCGGCCUACUCGCCGUGAGCGUGUACAUGGGGAUGCAUCGCAAGUGACAGGGCAGACUGGCCAUAACCAAGGCUGGCUAUCCAGGAUGACGCCCAAUCGAACACAGGGCUCUCCCUUCUCAAGCUGGUUUGGUCGUAACCGUGGCGCUGCUAGCACUGCAGACGCUUCUGUCCCGCAGCAGCCAACCCCAGGACAACUCGAGGCCGGUAACCGGUAGAUGAUGUCAUUCCGUUGUCCAGAUCUCUCAAGUCUUUCUCACGCCCAAUUACGAUUACCCAUACCCACCUUUCCGUGCACCCUAUCUCAUGCGUCCCAGUGAAAGCCACCAUGUUUUUUUCUUUUUCCCUACAUUCUCGGCGUUUCUCCAUCCAUACCCUCAGCCACUUUUCGCCUCGGAAUAAUUUCACUCGCAACAGCACCUAUCAAAGCAUAGCGAGAGGGUUUUCUCGAUACAGCAUUUGGCAGGCGACAGCGGAACGGAGUAUAUACGGAUUAGUUGCGAAUAGCGAUACGAUCAUGGUUCUACACAGGGGUGGGACUACCUACAUUGUACAUGUCAUGGUCUACAGCUUUGCAGGCGCAAUAG
Alternaria alternata is the source of this 1826-nucleotide messenger RNA. RefSeq lists its product as hypothetical. Gene Ontology annotation, biological process: ubiquitin-dependent protein catabolic process. Gene Ontology annotation, molecular function: ubiquitin protein ligase activity. The coding region runs from base 159 to 1457 and encodes 432 amino acids. The transcript is spliced from 2 exons. The record is from RefSeq and is a predicted model, not a curated record. NCBI's taxonomy places the organism in Eukaryota, Fungi, Ascomycota, Dothideomycetes, Pleosporales, Pleosporaceae. Gene Ontology annotation, cellular component: cytoplasm.